AUGGCUAAUGACACACCGGAAAGCGAUUUCUCAAUAGAAUGUUUUCAAAACUAUUCUGCACCGGAGGUUUUUGUCCAAGGUCUAGCGGGAAUGGUUGAUCAAACUGAUGUUGAAACUAUCAUACGUGCUCAAAAAGUCAUGUUGCAACGUUUUGAAAAAACAACAGAGAUGCUGACAAAUUGUAACCAGCUAUCAGCAAGCCGAUUACGUGCAGCUUCCGCAGAAUUCAAGAAGCACACGCAGCUAUUACUAGAUAUGAAGAAAGAUCUAGAAUUUAUUUUCAAAAAAAUUCGGGCUAUGAAGACUAAGUUAGCGCAGCAGUACCCUGAAGCAUACAAAAUGGCAGUAGCAGCUUCAAUUACUAACAAAAAACCAAUUGAAGUAGAUGAUGAUGAAGAUUUUGGAUCAUCAGAGACCAGAGUGCAAUCCAAGAUGGUGGCUACAGUCUCCACAGAAACCUUAAAACCCACAAGUAGGGAAGAUAGCAAAAAAUCUAAAAAGAAGGAAGUUAAACAAAACCAAGAGGACAAUAAUAUUGAACCAAACUGUAGUAAAGAUGGUGUUGCUAGUGCAGAAACUUUCCUAUUAAUGGGACAAAAAGUUAAAAAAGGCAGCAGUUCUUCAGAAACCGAAAGUGCUAGUUCUGGUGAUGAAAGUAGUACAGAUACUGGUUGA
This is a messenger RNA of Parnassius mnemosyne (clouded apollo), 675 nucleotides long. The record is from the annotation of a GenBank genome assembly. Lineage: Eukaryota; Metazoa; Arthropoda; Insecta; Lepidoptera; Papilionidae.